AAACCUUUUACAAUAUUUGUCAUGCGCCCUCUGUAUGUCCGCGUGCUGGAUCACGUGCUGCGCCGCAGCUUCGGCCACCCGCUAAGCGUGCAGCUGCUGGCUCUGAGCUCACUCGUGCUGUUGCUGAGCGUGCUAAUGUUCUCGCUGGACCCCUGGCUCGACGACAACUCGCACCAAUAUAUGAGGCGUUUGGCUCCCUCAAUCAACGUCCAAUUCGACUCAUUCGCCGUGGACCACCUCGUGGUGUUCGGGGCUAUUUCCCCGCCGUUGACAUGGCUACUUUUGGUCCACGUCGCGUACUCGCAGAUCGACUCGCGGGUUGAAGCAGCCUUGUUAAUACUACGCGUCGCCAGUUGCCUCACUGUCACUUUUGCGCUCACUGUGCUGUUGACCGAGUUUUUAUCCAGGAGGGCCAUGUUGGCGUUGGUAGCUUUAGUCUACGCGUCGCUGGGGCUGCUCUACUCAUGGAGUGUACCUAUUUGGAAAUGGUAUCAAGAAGAGAUGCACACGAGAGGUUUGGUAGGAUUCCUACCCGACUCCAUGCAAGAGUUACUGCUACGGACUUCCCUUUUGGAGUGGCUGACUGACACGAGCUUUUCAGAUAAAGUGGCGCCCUUUUUGCCAUUUCUACUUCCAUUGACAAGGGCUGAGCAGAUGAAGUUGAUGGAGCAAAUGCCGCCCGAGUCUCAAGUUAUGAUGACCAAGCCAGGAUUGUUACCAUUGUUACCGGACUCUGUACAAAACGUGUUGUUACCCGCAGCUGGCAGUGACAGUGACCAGGACGAAGCAAAGCAGGAGGAAAGUCAGACGAGUGAGGAGGCGUUGACGAUACAGGAGACAGAGGAGAUCAGGGUUGUGAGGAUGCAGCAGAGGAGGCUGUUGACGCUCACACCGCCAACUAGGACAAUGUCGGGCUUUGAUUUCCAUCGACCGGAAGUGGUGGACACAGUUCGAACGCCGCCGUCACGUGAGCAGGCGCUGAAUGAGAUCGUGGCGUCCAGGAUGUGGAAUGGGUGCAAGGAGUUGGUGAAGCUGCCGAGCUCGAAGACGCUCAACCGCACCGCUGCCAUGUCGAGUGCACUGCUGGUGAUGCAGCUGUAUGCUUCCAAAGGAAGUCGGAAGGUUUUCCUGACCUUUGCGCAGCUCGUGGCCGCGUCGGCGUUGAGUUCGGUGGCGUGUUGUGCGAUUUUCCUUCGCUUCGUGCAGCUACUGGAUCUCAAGUGGACGUCGGGGCGUACGAUGCCACUUCUGCGCUAUGCAAGGCAAUACUUGUUGCGUAACGGGAACGGUGGGACGCCGCAGAUUUCUGACCAACCAGCUAAUGGGGCCUCUGUGGCGCUGCGUACAGCCGCGUCUUCGGUGUCUAUUGUGAUGGCUGCAUUGUACGUCCUCCGAAAAUUGCGUCGGUAA
This is a messenger RNA of Phytophthora infestans T30-4, 1410 nucleotides long. RefSeq lists its product as uncharacterized. The record is from RefSeq and is a predicted model, not a curated record. NCBI's taxonomy places the organism in Eukaryota, Oomycota, Peronosporomycetes, Peronosporales, Peronosporaceae. The transcript has a single exon. Bases 22 to 1410 code for a protein of 462 amino acids.